AAGAAUCGUGCAAAAAGAAUUAAUGGAUCGAAUGCUUAAAGGAAUUCCGAAGACAGGCUCAUUUGUAGACGAUACAAUUAUCACAGGGAAGGAUGACCAAGAUCAUUUACAAAAUCUGAAAAUGGUACUUCAGCGAAUGAGAGAGUGGAACUUUCGUUUAUCUAGAAAAAAAAGCAAUUUGCUGCAACCGUCAGUCAAGUUUUUGGGACAAAUUUUGUGUGCAGAAGGUAUCUGCACAGAUCUAGAUAAAAUCAAAUCCAUCAUGUCUAUGAGGGAACCCAAAGAUAUAAAUGAAUUAAAGUCUUUCUUGGGAUUAACACGUGAUGGAGUAAAAUGGAACUGGAACGACAAAUGCAGGAAAAGUUUUAACGGAAUCAAGAAAGCCGUAUCAAGCGCCCCCAUUCUAGCUCACUAUCAACAAACGGUUCCUGUUGGAAUAGCAUGUGACGCAUCUUCUGUUGGCGUUGGAGUAGUCUUAUUUCAUCGAUAUGAAGAUGGGAGUGAACGUCCAAUUGCUUUUGCUUCUAAGACAUUAUCAGCGGCUGAACGGAAUUAUUCUCAAGUGGAGAAAGAAGCGCUGAGCAUUGUAUUUGGAAUAAAACGCUUCAUCCAAUACUUAUACGGAUGUCGUUUUAUACUAGUUACGGAUCAUAAUCCGCUACUUGCAAUAUUUGGUCCAAAUCGUGAGUUACCAUCCCUAGCAGCAACUAGAUUGCACCGGUGGGCUAUAUUCUUGUCUAGUUUCCUGUACGAUAUUGAAUAUCGUAAUACUCAUCGUCACGGUAAUGCAGAUGCACUAUCACGUUUACCUCUCGAAGAUAGUAAACCGGUGGACGUCGAAAUCGAAGAAGAAAUUAAAGCCAUAGCUGUGGAACACCCAAUAACUUCAAAUUUAGUAAGACAAAAGACAAAUCGAGAUCCAACGUUGUCUAGCGUUACUCGUUUUAUUAGGAAAGGUUGGCCUGAUAAACAGUCUCAGUUAUCAGAUAAUUUAAAACCCUACUUUAUUCAUCGUGAUGAAUUCACAGUAGAACAAGGAAUCGUUAUGUGGGGUAUACGAGUUGUCAUACCAGAGUCCCUACGAGAUCAAGUCUUAAAGCAGCUGCAUGAAACGCAUUCUGGAAUCGUCCGAAUGAAGGCUCUAGCAAGAAGUUAUGUGUGGUGGCCGGGAAUGGACAACGACAUAGGUACACUUGCAAAAUCGUGUGUAUCAUGUGCCGUUAAUCGUGAUAAUCCUCCUACGGCUCCUUUACACCCAUGGUCGUUUCCAGAAAAAGCAUGGCAACGGUUGCAUGUUGACUUAGCAGGUCCUUUUUUAAACAACAUGUGGUUAAUAAUGGUCGACGCCUAUAGUAAAUGGCCGGAAGUUUAUAAGCUCGGAAAAGAUUCAUCAUCGGCUCAAGUGAUUCAAUGCAUUCGAGAAAGCAUAUCACGUUAUGGUAUUCCGGAUACAAUAGUCUCCGAUAAUGGUCCCCAAUUUGUAUCAAAGGAGUUUGAAGAAUUCUGUAAAAAGAAUGGUAUUCGUCAUACUACAUCGAGUGCCUAUCAUCCUCGAAGUAAUGGGGAAGCUGAGCGGUUCGUCCGAACGUUCAAGAAUAAUAUGAAGUCCAGUAAGAAUGCGCAAAAAGAUAACUUGGAAUUGUGUAACUUCUUAUUUAACUAUAGGAUCACAGUCCACGCAACUACAGGUGUUGCACCGUCGGAACUUAUGAUGAGAAGACAGUUAAAAUGUCACCUUGAUUUACUUCAUCCUGAUGUAGAUUCUACAGUCAAAAUAAAUCAAGAGAAGCAAAGACAUCAGUUUAAUAAAAAAGUUCCUGUUCGAGAAUUCAGUCCUGGAGAUAAAGUUUGGGUCCGAACGUUUGGAAAACAUGAUCCCAAAUGGAACCUUGGAACCAUUAUAAGAUCAGUUGGUCCAGUAUCAUAUAUUGUCCAAGUAGAUAGCCGUACUUUAAAACGACAUGUGGAUCAUAUUAUCUCGGCAUCUGUCCAGAAGCCAUUAGAAACUAAUUCUAACGACAUUAUCAUUAAUCCAGAGGAAUUGUCUAAUUCAACGGAACCAGAAAUCGUCGAAGAGCAAAGUCCAGAACCAGGAUCCAGUUCCAGCGCUGAACCAACGAAGUCCUCUCGUCCUAAGCGUAAUACGCACCCUCCGGAUCGUUUAGAAUAUUCGAGUCUUGGUAAACAAAAUCUAAAGGGGGGAGGAAAAUGUAGUAUCGAGUAAUAUUACUACGCGCGGCAUUGAGCACGGGAUACGGGAGAGGGCGCAGAC
Molecule: messenger RNA, 2272 nt
Organism: Wasmannia auropunctata (little fire ant)
Lineage: Eukaryota; Metazoa; Arthropoda; Insecta; Hymenoptera; Formicidae
Exons: 3
Coding region: 23-2224 (733 amino acids)
Biological process (GO): DNA integration
Molecular function (GO): nucleic acid binding
Source: RefSeq, a predicted model, not a curated record